Staurois parvus is the source of this 327-nucleotide messenger RNA. The record is from the annotation of a GenBank genome assembly. Lineage: Eukaryota; Metazoa; Chordata; Amphibia; Anura; Ranidae.
UGUCAGCUCGGUCAUGUGAUCAGCUGUGUCCAAUCACAGCUGAUCACUUGGGACAUGUACACAGAUCAUCAGAGCACUGAUGAUCAGUGUGCCCUGAUGAUCUGUGUAGCCCCAGCAGCCCCUGUCAGUGUCCAUCAGUGCCAGCUCUCAGUGCCCAUCUAUGCCACCUGCCAGUGCCCAUCAGUGCCACAUUUCAGUGCCCAUCAGUGCCACCUCAAUGCCACAUAUCAGUGCCCAUCUGAGCUACCUUUCAGUGUCACACAUCAAUGCCAGUUAGUGCCACAUAUCAAUGCCAGUCAGUGCCACCUAUCAGUGCUGCCAAUCAGU